AUGUCAAUACGACACUACACCGCUGCCGAACUCUACGCCCUUCGCGCCUCCCCUCUCGUGACCAAACCCGAAAACCUCCCCUCCAUCGAGCAAUGGAUAGAUGAGUCUGCUCAGCAGCAGCAACCGGCAUCGCGCGUCACCGCCGUGGCCAACAGCGAUGCGAAGGAGAACAAGCGGAGAAAUCUCGCGCCGGAGCCGAGUCCGAUGGGAUCGUUCUCCACGGGACGGCCGACGUUGGGGAGGAUGGGAAGUAGUAUGAGAGGGACGAAUGAGGACGUUUCACUUGGACCGCCGAAGACGAUAUUUCCGUCGAGCAGGAAUGCUGCGAAGCUUGCUGAUGGCGCGGGUGAGGCAGGGACUGCUGAGGAGUCGGACAAUGCGCGCAGUCGAUUCUUUACCGAUCGACAAAUGAACAGACGGAGUGAUCACAUCAAUGAGAAGGAUGGGAAAGACAAUCGCGACAGCUGGACACGAGCUGCUGAGCGGAGAGCGUUGGGUGAUCAAGAGGAUGGCAAGACUGGGGAGAGGAACGAUCGAUAUGGCAGACGCGACAAUCAAGAUGGCGAGCGGAGGAAUGGAUAUGGCGAAAAGCAUGACCCGCGCUGGACGAACAACCGCGACGAUCGGAGAGGUCAGAACGGAGAUCGACCUACUGGUGGCUGGAGGGAGCGCGAACAAGCGAGGCGGAAUGGCGAUCGUGGCCAUGACGAGAAGGAACCGGAGUGGAUGGAGGAUCCUGUUGUGAAGAAGGAUCAAGAGCUGGGAUUCGACAUGGCGCGGACGCAAGAGGAGUUCCAAAAGUGGAAGGACAGCAUGAAUAAGAAGAACAAGGGCGAGCCGGAGAAAGAGGAAGUUGUGGAAGCGCCGCCAGCUCCACCACCGCCUGCUGAGCCGAAGCCGAGCUUGAAGCUGGAUGGAUUCGAAGGUGGCUUCUUCGGCAGUUUGAGGACGGACUCUGCUAAGGACGCAUCAACUCCUCCACUUCCUGCCGCACCGAAGACGAGCAAUGCAAAGUCGGGCAAGACGAGUCGAUUUGCGUCUAUGUUCAAGCCGGCGCCAGAGGAGACGCCGCCUCCGCCGGUACCAGAAAGCAAUGUCCAGAAAGCGGCGAACGAUGUCGCACAGACUUCUGCUGAGGAUCAUGAAGGAUUCAAUCGGGUGUUGGCGAUGCUCGGAGGUGGACUGAAGCUUGGUCAGCCGUCGCCUGCUGCUGAGAUUCCAACUCCGGCAUCGCCUCAGCUCCCGCGCGGUAAUGGCGCGAACGGUGCAGCAGGGAAGCCUAAGAGUCGAUUCCAGAGCAUGUUUGAGCAAAAGGGUCCGGACGGGAUGCAGUCACCUCAGCAGGGCGGUGCAGAGAUGUUUGAAGGAGGCCGAGACGAGUCUGUCGGUCGACAGGAACAGCCCUCGCGAUCUCAGCCUCCCGAACAGACCAUGUCACCGGAGCCGAGCAACAUGUUCAACGCGCUUCGGGAGCAACAGCCUCGUCCGUCGUCAGGACGAGUGAACGACCUGGCGAUGUUCGAUCCUCCAUCGCGCGGCGCGGCCUCGCCGGACAUCAACAUCCAAAACCUCCUCGCUCAGCAGCGGCAACGCCCUCAAGUGACGAGCAACGAGAGCCAGCAACUUCUGAACCUCCUGCGAAAGUCGGAUCCCAAUCAGCAGUCUCGCCCUCAAUCUCAGCAGAUGCACCACCAACCGACCAACUCUAGCAGCGGUAUGAAUCCUCCGGACCUGCAACGCUGGCUUGAUCAACAACACGCCGCCCACAAUCCUCAAGAUCCGCCUCACGCUCCGCAACCGCGCAUGCCUCAACAACCACCUGGUCUCUUCGAGAAGCGCAUCAUGCACAACUACGCACCGGAUCACAACGAGCAAGGUGCGCCACACGGAAUGCCGCCUGGCCUCCUCCCCGAUCAGCGUAGAACAUUGCAGCGCGCGCCACCAGGUCUGUACGAUGACCAAGCAUUCUUCUUACAUCAGCAGCGACAGCAAGAACAGCAACAUGCUGCACUGCGACGGGAUGGACCCCCAGGACAACAAAAUCUCCUACCUGGCAGCAACGCAAGACGUGGUCUUCCACAGCAGGGCUUCCCCGGCCCACCGCCUCCACCAGGCGCAUAUUCACAACAACCCGACUUCCACCAAUACAUGACUUCCCCACCCGCCAACUCCGCCGCCGGAGGAGGACCGACAUCGUCAGGCCCGCCUCCACCUGGUUUCAACGCGAUGAUGCCCCGCCAUCCACCAGGCUUCCCGAACAUCUUCCAGGGAGCGCGGGACCCGCAAGGCCAGCAGCAAGGACAAGGUCAGAUGAUGAGUCCACCACCUCCACCUCCCAACGGCGGCAUGGGUGGUCCACCGCCAGGAUUCUUCGGAGGACCGCCUCCUCCCCCGGGCAUGGGUGGUCCACCACCAGGAUUCAUGGGUCUUCCGCAGCAAGUUGGCAGAGGACAAGGGAGAGGAUUCGAGUACGGUGUUGAGGGUGGAGGCAGACGAUGA
Molecule: messenger RNA, 2499 nt
Organism: Zymoseptoria tritici IPO323
Lineage: Eukaryota; Fungi; Ascomycota; Dothideomycetes; Mycosphaerellales; Mycosphaerellaceae
Exons: 3
Coding region: 1-2499 (832 amino acids)
Source: RefSeq, a predicted model, not a curated record